Arabidopsis thaliana (thale cress) is the source of this 1859-nucleotide messenger RNA. RefSeq lists its product as uncharacterized. The record is from RefSeq and is marked reviewed. Bases 642 to 1793 code for a protein of 383 amino acids. The transcript is spliced from 5 exons. NCBI's taxonomy places the organism in Eukaryota, Viridiplantae, Streptophyta, Magnoliopsida, Brassicales, Brassicaceae.
GCUGUCUUCACGAUCGAUUAUUGUUUUGUAAACAACUCUCACAUAUUGUUUUUGUGAUUUUUUUUUUUUUUGUGAAUUUUUUUUUUCUUUUAAUAGUAACUGGACAAAAUGGUACACCUUUAAAAGUCAAUUAGGUGUUUGAAGUGUAUAAGCAAAUAUAUUUUUCUUUUCACGAAACGUAUAUUACGAUUCCUUGGUGUGUGUUUUUUCACUACAGAUUUAAAGAUUGUGAUUUAGCUUUAUUAUAAUUUUCAGCUAUGAACUUAUAUCUUCGGACUACUCUCGACAUUUGGAUUACAAAAAAUCCGAUUAGUGUGACAUGAAAUUGUAGAGUUUUCUUUCUUUUAUUAUUUGGUGUUAAACAGCAAUUUCAAGCAGCAAUUUCACCAAUUUCAGAAACGAAGAUCUCGGGACAAGUAUCGAGUUGUGAUAGCCUCAUUUAGAUCGAACUACAAAUCAGGUGUUGUUGCAAAGAAAGUGAAGAAAAACAACUCUCAUUCGUUCUUGUUUCCUCCUUUUAAAGAAUCGUCGAUGGUGAGCGUUGAAGCUGGGAUCCUGGAGAAAUCUUAUGUGAACAACUUCAACUAGGCUGGAUAGAUCAUUACUUUGGUGAGAAUAAGGAACCGAAACUACUGCCAAGAAUGUUGGAAAUCGAAACUCUGGAAAUCACUAUCAAAGGUAAGGUAGUUGGGGUUAUCUCUCUGGAGCAACUAGGUCCUGUAACUGCUGAGCUAGAGAAGUGGAAAAUGUUAGAGAAGCGUUACCAAGUGAAGGGAAGAUUUAGGGUCAAGGAAUUCUUUAGUUUUGAUCAAGUAGCAUGGAUUGGAACAGAGAGAGUUGGGUAUGAGAAACAAAAGUUGAUGUUGCUGUUUGUUAACCGAAGCUUAGUGAGGCAGAAUUUUUCAAGAUUCGUGAAUUUAUUGGUGGGAUUGAAUCAGAAGUUACUGAUCGCACUUCACGGUCUAGAGAUUAAGGAGUUGUCAUGGUUUAAGGAGCUUAAUGAGAAAGGUUCUCUGCUGGAAAUUGUCAGAUGCAUGGCUUAUGUGGUGGAGUGGCUAUUUGUAGGCCAGAAGAUGCAGACAAGUAAGGACUUCUUUCCAAAUUGUUGUUUUGGUGGAAACCAACCCUCAGUCUCUAAGCUUUUAAGGGAACUGUUUUCUGAGUUUCUGGCAAGUCGAGUAUGGGAGCCUGGGGGGCAAGAUAGAAAGGCUGGGAUCAUUCUUAGAGUUAAGGGUGAAGACCUUGACCAAAGUCCUACAAAAGUAAAGAUGAGGAGUGAGCUAAAAGAUGAUUUUGGAAUUGUUCUUUAUUACUACCUUGAGGACAAGUUGGAGCUAAGGGCUGAAUAUCUGGAAGAAGUUUCAAUGUUGGGAUCAGGGAAGGUUGCUAAAGAGAAUGGCGAUGAGAUUGAAUUUUUUGUGCAAUCCGUGGUGAAACACAAUGAAGUUGUAGCUGGAAGUACUCAAUACAUGCCAACCAAAAGUGAGAAGGAUCAAACCGUGUCUAAGAUGGCAACCUUAACAAAGAAGGUAAGGAUUGCUGAUUUGAUUGGAGUAGUUGAGGUCUGCAUUUCUCUUAAAGCUGCAUUUUCAAGGCUAGUCUGUUUAUUAAAAGACAUGGAGGUUCUUGAGAGACAAGAAGUAGAGACUAGGGAAUUUGCUACCCUAGAUUGGAGACAAUAUAAACUGAUCAAGGAGUUUGAUGUGGUCAUCAUGGACAAGAAAAAGGUUGCAGGUGCAGGAUCGACAAGAGUUAAGACAACUUUUCCAAGCUUUCAUUUCCUUCCACCUUGAGGACAAGGUGGAUCUCAACGGGACGGUAUUGAUAAGUCGCUUAUUCUCUUGUUGGGCCCUUUCUAG